Messenger RNA from Oryza sativa Japonica Group (Japanese rice), 1976 nucleotides. RefSeq lists its product as uncharacterized. Lineage: Eukaryota; Viridiplantae; Streptophyta; Magnoliopsida; Poales; Poaceae. Gene Ontology annotation, molecular function: lipid binding. The record is from RefSeq and is a predicted model, not a curated record.
GGAGGCAUAUGCUGCCGAUUCACCCCUAUCCACUGCCAGGUGGGCCCGCCUCACCAACCGCCCCUCCCCCGCUGCCACUGACAGGUGGGCCCAGAUCCCCGCGGCCCCACCGGCCAGCCUCACCGACGCAUGUUUCACCCACCCCUCCAAAAACAACUCGUCGCCCUGGCCCGUGUCUCUCUCCUCCCCUUCCCCUUCCCUUUCUCCAUUUUUGCAAGGGGAAAAAAAGAGAGGAGAGAGAGAGAGAGAGAGAGGGAGGAAGCUUCGAGCCCUAGCAAUGGCGGGGUGGUACGAGGAGGCGGUGGGGCUGCUGCGGCGGCCGGCGGUGGCGGAGAUGGCGGUGGACGUGCUGCUGUGCGCGGUGCCGAUCUGGGCGGCCGUCAUGAUCGGGCUCGUCAUCGGCUGGGCGUGGCGGCCGCGAUGGACGGGGCUGCUCUACCUGGGGUUCCGAAGCCGCCUCCGCCUCCUCUACGUUCCCCCGGGCCUCGGCGCGCGCCGCCUCUGGCUCGCCUGCACCGCGCUCUCCGCCUUCUCCGUCGCGCCGCGGCUCCUCUCCACCGCCUUCGGCAGCCGCGGCAAGCACCAGCGCAAGGACGCCGCCUUGGCCGACGACGACGACGCCGCCGACGCCUCCGGGGACGCCGGCGAUUGCGUCGAUGGCAGAACAUUUUUUGAGGGCGGCCAUCAUGUUGUCACUGAGAAGGACCUAGAACACCUCGUACAACUUCUUGAUAACAAGGAGAGUGGGGAUACAACAUGGCAGCAUUUGAUGGAACGUACCACUUCCAACAUGACUUACAAGGCCUGGCGCCGUGAGCCUGAGGUGGGACCUAUCAUGUACUGUAGUCGCACUAUUUUUGAGGAUGCUACUCCUGAGCUUGUUAGAGAUUUCUUCUGGGAUGAUGAAUUUCGUCUGAAGUGGGAUCCCAUGCUUGCAUAUUUCAAAAUUUUGGAGGAGUUCCCCCAAAAUGGAACUAUGAUUAUUCACUGGAUAAAAAAGUUCCCUUUCUUUUGCAGUGACCGUGAAUACAUUUUUGGGCGGCGGAUAUGGGAAUCUGGGAAAACUUACUAUUGUGUUACAAAGGGAGUUCCUUAUCCAGCUUUGCCUAAGAAGGAAAAACCAAGGCGUGUGGAACUGUAUUUCUCAAGUUGGCGUAUUAGAGCAGUUCAAUCACCGAAACAAGAUGGACAGCAAUCCGCAUGUGAAGUAACGCUGGUCCACUACGAGGACAUGGGCAUCCCUAAAGAUGUCGCCAAGGUGGGUGUCCGGCAUGGCAUGUGGGGUGCUGUAAAGAAGUUCCAGUCCGGAUUUAGAGCAUACCAGCAAAUGAGAGACACAGAGAACACCCUCUCUCGCAGUGCCAUCAUGGCUCGAGUAACCACCAAGACAUCUAUUGCUAGUUCCAGUUGCCCCCUGGAUCAAGAGCCCUCCAAUGCAGCGAAAACCAUCGAUGAGAGUGAGAAUUCCAGAGCGGUUCAACCAGGGUUCGACUGGAAAUGGGUGGUGUUCGGUGGCGCAGUGGCUGCCGUCUGCGUGCUCAACACUGGGCUUGUUGGGAAGGCUCUCCUCAUCGGAGCUGCAUCAAGAAGGCAGGCGAAGAAGUGAUGACUGAGUACUGAUGAUGAGUGAUCAGCACCCUACCUGUCAGCUUCUGCAAGAUGGCGUUGAGCUCUCUUGCGCUUCAGACUGUGCAUGUUGCAAGUAGAGAAGAGGUAAAGCGAAAAAAAAAAGGACAUAGAUGCGGUGCUACUACAGGAGGCAGAUAAUUAGCACGCUUAAUUUUGGAUCUCGUAUUUAUGCAGUAUCGCUGUCGCACAUGUGUAUCGUCACCAUAACGUAACAACAGAUCGUCGUCUCUGGCUAAUGUACCUGAAUUGAAGAUAUGUCUAAUGGGGGAUUAAUUAUUAAAAGGUUUUGCUAAUGUGCCUGAACUGUUGCAGUUGAUAAUAAAAUUCUCCGCCGUAAUUCUCGACUA